AUAAAAGCUUGGAUAGAUCUGGUUAUAUGUUGCAUAUUGGUAUUUAUAUGGUUUUUCAGUCAACGAAGUAACCAUGGGAAUAUAGUCCGAUGGAUAGUAAAGAUAAUACCAUCUCCAGCUACAAUAGCUAUUCGUCAGGAUUGACCCAGAUGUCAGCAUCCACUAGUUCUUCAUCUACAGCAAACGAACAAAAUGAAUUUACCAAAGUAAAAUCACAUGCUAGAAAUGGCAAUGUUAGCGAGGUUAAAGAAGAUGUACCGGUAUAUGUACCUUUGGCAGAUCUAAGGGGUACGACAAUACACGAACAACACCAGGGGCAUCGAGACUUUGUCCGAAGAAAACACUCUGUACAGUCUAUCGGGAGUAGAAAAAUAUCCUCCAAUUCUAUAUCCAGUGUUGUCAGUCGGAAAAAGAAAAUUUCAAAUUCUGAAUACAGCAUUGCAAAACGCAAACUAUCAGAGAAAUUAACACACGUGACAGUCUCGGAUGAUGAUGAAGAAGAUGAUAUACUGGAACCACCUCCAAAGACAAUACUCCAGUCGCUAUAUCAACC
This is a messenger RNA of Owenia fusiformis, 553 nucleotides long. Lineage: Eukaryota; Metazoa; Annelida; Polychaeta; Sabellida; Oweniidae. The record is from the annotation of a GenBank genome assembly.